CUUGAAACCGACAGUUACAUGUCGAUGUGGCGAAUCUUGGUGGCGGCCGUGGCGUCGGCUCAGGCCACCGUGGCGCCAGGUCACUUUCUGUUCAUGCCCACUGCGUACAGUCAAACGUCCGUGUGGGGCUCCGUGUCCGUCUUGGUCCAGCGGGGGUUGGGCGCCGACGGGACCGCGUCCGUCGCCGUGUCCUCUCGAGACGGCAGUGCGUUGCAGUCCAUCCAUUACAUCCCCAUCGUGAACCAGACACUGGGGUGGAGUGAUGGGGACUCCAACCCCGUCGAAGUGCAAGUGCGGUUUGCAGCAACCCCAACCAACCAAGAUGUGACCUUCUUCCUCGACUUGCACGACGCCACCACUUCGAUAUACAUGCCACAAGCCACCGCCGAGAUCACCAUCCGCGCCACCAAUGUCUACCCCGGGGACAUAACGUUUUCGGCCAACUCUACAUCGUUCACGAUUCCUCCGACGUGGAACCCCCAAACACCGUACCCCCUGAGCAUCCCCGUGCACCGACUCCACGGCGCGUUCGGCCACGUGCAAGUGCCGUACGAUGUAGUAGUGACUGCCACGUCCACUGCUACUGCGGGCGAAGACUUCAAUUUUGUCAAGGGGCUGCCGUUUGCCCGGUUCAUGUCGUGGUCGGAUAGUGACCACGGCCCCAAGUACAUUGACUUGCUGUGGCUCAACCAGGCCCCGUACCGCCAAGACCUGACGUUCACACUACAGCUGUUUGCACCCACUGGACAAGCCCUACUGGGCACGAUUUCUACCGUGGACAUCACCGUCCAAGGCAACCACUUGGGUGUGCCGGCAGGGGUGUUGCAGCUAAAUGCGCCGUGCUUUCCAAGCUGUGCAGCCGACGUGUACUCGGUGCAAGCCGGCUCGGCUGUGCGCAUCUACGUGGCACGACAGGAGGGGACUGUGGGAGCGAUCGCCGUGAGCUAUUUGUGCGUGUCGUUGAUCCCCGGCCAGCCCCAAACCGGCACGUUGACUUGGGCAGAUGGAGACGCUGCAGAAAAGAGCUUUGUGCUCGCAACAGCUGCGACUAGCCCCACGGGGACUCCGCACCUAGUGGUGCUGCAGGCUCCUACGAAUGGGGCCACGCUGAGCACUACUGCAGCCACGACUAUUGUGACGGUGUUACCGCUGGAACCUUACGCAGGGGGGGUCGUGGACUUUGUGUCGAUCACAACAGAAGAGCGACUUCUUCGAUUGUCGCCAGUCACAAGCGAUCUGCUGCAACUCCUGCCCGAAGUGGACUACUGGGAUUCCCGCAUCGGUUUGGCCAAACCGGUGCAGGUCACCGCGCCAGGCUCGUUCUCCGUGCUCGUGCAGCGGUCUCGGGGCAGUGUAGGCGCGGCCACCGUGUAUGUACAAACCAUCGACGGCACAGCCAUCGGAGGCAUCGAUUUCGUCGCUCAAACAAGUGCAUUGCAGUGGCAAGACGGAGAUACACGGCCAGUUUCGGUCACCGUGACCAUCUUGGCGCCGCCGUACACUGCCUUAAAUCCAUCCCGCGCAUUUUCAUUGGUGCUCACGACUCCUACGAACACGCGACUGGGAGCAUUUGCUCAACUGCCCCUGGUCAUUCGAGGAGCGAUGCAAACCCCCCGCCUUGUCUCGAGCGUGCUGAACAUGUCGGCCAAGACGCUAACAUUGACAUUCUCGCACCCGAUUGCUUCUGCUGCCGUGACCCUUUUAUCGAUUCUGAACCCCCAAACCAACACCAAAAUCACGUUAACGAGUGACUCACUGGUGGUUCCAGUGUCGCCGACGACCGUGGUGCAAAUCCAAGUAGGAGCCAACGACUUUGUCCGGUUGCAACAGGCCCCCACCGUGGCCACAACAGCCGCCACCGCGGCGCUGUCGUUCGAGCCAGGGUUUGCAAACUAUGACAACUUGCAGUGUAAAUCCACUCGAAUCCAAGGCUGCUGGCAGCCGUUGAUGCUGCCUCAAUCACCGAUCCUGGUGACAACGUUCGUGGCGGAUGUGGUCGGUCCCAGCUUGAGUCAGUUUACAUAUGACCAGCAAUACAUCCAGCUGCGCUUUUCUAAAGUGAUGGACCGGUCGACGUUUCAGUUCAUGCACCUGUGUGACUCGCUCGUAGCCACCAACUGCAUCGGGCUGUCGGCCCCCAGUCGACUUAUUCCCCGUGGAGAAGCGACCACGACGACGUUGCCGUUCCCAGUGGACGAGACGCUGUGGAUCGUGUGGGUGUCGCCGUCGACCGUGGCCCAACUGAACGCCGCGGGCAUCGGGCUCACCCGCGGCACGUCCUUCGUCUCGCUACCUCCUGGCCUUCGAGACAUUCAGGGAAAUGCUUUCCAAGGACCCACCGUCCAACAAGCUGCCACUGCUGAUUGCAGCGCGUGUCCGGCUGGCUCGUAUGGCUCGCGAACGUGCACCGACACGGCGGACCGGGUGUGCUCGCCAUGCACGGUAUGUGGAACUGGUUUCUUUGCGGCCACUGCCUGCUCUGCCACCCGCGACACCGCGUGUCUUCGUAAGAUCUCGACUGGGGGAACCUACUAUGUGUAGUGACUAAGACAUAUAGGUUGCCGGCCGUGCCAUUUUGGUCUGUACGCGUCCACCCACUGCUCGCCGACGCAGAAUCGAGUGUGCAGUGCAUGUACGAAAUGCACGAAUGACCAAUACGAGUUCUCCCCGUGCACCACCGAAGCGGACCGCGUGUGUCUGACCUGCGACUCAUGUGCGUUGACAUGGCAGCAAGAACAAGUGUGCAAGAAGAGCGUGGCGUUUGAGCGGCGCAAGCGAUCCCCCUACGGAUGUCCCGCAGUGAUGGCGUACCCCACCGAGGAAGCGAGGUUGCAGGCCGCCAAGUCCAACGCGUGUGGUGCAGGCAGGUGCUCGUGCACAGGAACUGGCGUCGGAAAUGCCAACCCCAAUGGCUUCUCAUACCCCACAGACCCGCGAUGCACCGGACCGUCAAAUUAUGGCAUCAUCCUGUAACGAUUCAGUUUUGAGUUGACCAAUAGGUAGUUUUAAACAUUUCGACCAAUCAAAUUCGGGCUCGCCUGAUUUUAAAGCCAA
This is a messenger RNA of Aphanomyces astaci, 3054 nucleotides long. RefSeq lists its product as hypothetical. Gene Ontology annotation, molecular function: G protein-coupled receptor activity; protein binding. Gene Ontology annotation, cellular component: membrane. The transcript has 12 exons. The record is from RefSeq and is a predicted model, not a curated record. Lineage: Eukaryota; Oomycota; Saprolegniomycetes; Saprolegniales; Verrucalvaceae. The coding region runs from base 19 to 2541 and encodes 840 amino acids. Gene Ontology annotation, biological process: negative regulation of adenylate cyclase activity; cell communication.